This is a messenger RNA of Aspergillus clavatus NRRL 1, 690 nucleotides long. RefSeq names its product EXPERA domain-containing protein. Gene Ontology annotation, molecular function: C-8 sterol isomerase activity; steroid Delta-isomerase activity; cholestenol delta-isomerase activity. The record is from RefSeq and is a predicted model, not a curated record. Gene Ontology annotation, cellular component: endoplasmic reticulum; membrane. The transcript is spliced from 4 exons. The coding region runs from base 1 to 690 and encodes 229 amino acids. NCBI's taxonomy places the organism in Eukaryota, Fungi, Ascomycota, Eurotiomycetes, Eurotiales, Aspergillaceae. Gene Ontology annotation, biological process: sterol biosynthetic process.
AUGGCUUCAAAGUCUUCUCUUCAUCCUUACUGGCCUCUUGAUGCUAACAUAAGGAACUAUGCUCCCAAUGAGUCCUCCAUCUUCAGCCUUCUAACGACCGCCACUGUCGCAACCUCCAUCAUUCUGGGAGGAACUUUGGCUCUCAUCAGCUCUUUACGACCGACCCUCUUGAAAGCAGAUCGAUUCGCUAUCUUGUGGUUUGUACUAUCUGGAGCCAUCCACUGCUGCUUCGAAGGAUACUUCAUGGUUAAUCAUGGCCACAUGGCGUCUGCACAGGACUUCUUCGGCCAGUUGUGGAAAGAAUAUGCGCUUUCUGACUCGAGGUAUAUGACCUCGGACACCUUGGUACUAUGCAUGGAGACUAUGACUGUGCUUCUCUGGGGCCCUUUGUGCUUCCUUGUUGCCUACACGAUCUUCAAACAGCACUCGCUCCGUCAUCCUAUGCAGUUGAUUGUUUGCAUGAGCCACCUGUACGGUGAUACGCUGUAUUAUGCCACGAGUUUGUUCGAUCACUAUGCGCAUGGACGAUCGUACUGCCGGCCCGAGGCGUACUAUUUCUGGGUUUACUAUUUCUUGAUGAACUUUAUUUGGAUUGUGGUGCCGUCCUACUAUCUUUAUCAAAGCAUCAGCACCAUUUCACAGGUGUUCAAGACUCUGAAGCAGGUAUCUGCGUAUCAAAAGGCUCGGUGA